UCCUGAGCUCUACCUGUAUCUCAUAAUAAGCUCGUUGCAAUACUAUCAUCUUCUCCUUGUGCAUCUACACAUGCUUCAAUUCUCGGUUGCAUUUCUGAUAUAGAGUUCAUUUUCUUUCUAUCCUUAAACAUGGCGCCCUCGUUGGUGGACCCUCUUCCCUCCCAGGAUCUAAGAUCCAUCUCUAUCACCAAGAAGCAGGACAUCGCCGGCAACAAAUUCGGCUACCAGCCGGGAAGGACGACUGUGGAAAACCACGAAAAUUAUGCGUACCAAGACUUGCUACCGACCUUUCCAGACCUUCACUGGGCACCAUUAGAAGAGAUCCCUCAUGAGGACAGAGGGCUUCAUGGAGACCCCGAUUUCCGGAACCUUCUCCAGGAUGCGACAGAUAUUUUUGACUACACUCCAAAGAUUGGCACGGAAGUUCAUGGUGUCAAUCUUGCCAAAUUGACAGACGCCCAGAAGGAUGAUCUCGCCCGUUUGGUUGCUGUCCGUGGCGUGGUCUUCUUCCGUGACCAGGAUGACCUGGAUAUUGACGCCCAGCGUGACCUGGGCAGGCAUUUCGGCAAAUUGCACAAGCAUGCCACCACAGCCGUUCCUAGAAAGGAAGGAUUGGAGGAUAUCCAUGUUGUCUAUGCAGGCGAUAAUGCUGCCGACCAACGGGCAAUGUUCACGCCUAGCUUUCUGUGGCACUCAGAUGUGACCUAUGAAGUUCAACCCCCCUCGUACACAUCCCUCAAGGUUCUUACUGGCCCCCCUCGGGGAGGCGGUGGAGAUACCCUCUGGACAUCUCAAUAUGCAGCAUACGAUGCACUUUCAUCUCAUAUGCAAACAUAUCUCAAGGGCUUGACAGCUCUUCACUCUGCGGAAAUGCAGGCUUCCGACUCCAGAGCCCUUGGGCGAACGGUUCGUCGUGAGCCUGUCACAACCGAGCAUCCAUUGAUCAGGACCAACCCUGUCACCGGUUGGAACAGUCUCUUCUUCAACCCUGGCUUCGUGACGAAGAUUGUCGGGAUCCCCAAGACUGAAAGUGAUGCUAUCAUCCGCUAUCUCACCGAAGUGAUUGCAACAACACAAGAGAUGCACGCUCGCUUCCAAUGGAACAAGAAUGACGUGGCCAUUUGGGACAACCGAACAACAAAUCAUUCAGCCUCUUAUGGGUUUGCUCCUCACCGUCGUCAUGCGGUCCGAGUUGCAUCCCAUGCUGAGCGCCCGGUGUUGGACCCAGCAGGGAAAUCGCAGGAGGAGGAGUACAUCGCUCGUUACAACCUCCCUCCUGUCAACAAGGAUGGAUCCCGUCAGUCCAACUACAACGACUGAAGAAGGUUAUCAUUGAAGGUGCUUUCAAUUUAUGAAUAUUGUGGAGAUCUGGCGUUACUUCGAUUGCUAUUUUUUAUUGUCAGACAAA
Aspergillus aculeatinus CBS 121060 is the source of this 1408-nucleotide messenger RNA. Its product is annotated as TauD/TfdA dioxygenase family protein. The transcript has 4 exons. Gene Ontology annotation, cellular component: cytoplasm. The record is from RefSeq and is a predicted model, not a curated record. Gene Ontology annotation, molecular function: 2-oxoglutarate-dependent dioxygenase activity. Bases 130 to 1320 code for a protein of 396 amino acids. Lineage: Eukaryota; Fungi; Ascomycota; Eurotiomycetes; Eurotiales; Aspergillaceae.